Molecule: messenger RNA, 1860 nt
Organism: Caenorhabditis remanei
Lineage: Eukaryota; Metazoa; Nematoda; Chromadorea; Rhabditida; Rhabditidae
Exons: 5
Coding region: 1-1860 (619 amino acids)
Source: RefSeq, a predicted model, not a curated record
AUGUCGGUUUCGACGAUACGUGCCAUCAGCAUUUUGCUGCUUUUGGCAUCUUACACAUUGGCAGAUCUUCCGUCAUGUGCUCGUGCGAAAUGCGUUCAUUGUGCUGUUGAUUUCAUUGAUAGAAUGUGUCCAACAGCGUGUGCUGGAUGCAAAACUCAACAUCAAGCUAUUCAGGCCGUCACCAUUCAAAGGCCACCACAGCCACCACCAGCAUUCAACACCCAACCACAAUUCGCUCAAUCUGUGAACACUCGCCAAGUCUCAAACGAGGGAGGACCACAGGUUCGCAACCCACAGGUCGUACAUCCACAAAUUCCACAGCAGCCCCAGCAACAACAACAACAACAACAAUUCCAACAACAGCAGCAAUUCCAACCCCAAGUUCAAACUCAACAGCAACCCCAACAGCAGCAACAACAACAACAACAACCUCUUCUUAACAUUCCCCUCCAACCACAUGCUCAACCAGUUCAAUUCGCUGCCCCAGUCUAUCAAGGAAACCAAAUUCCAUAUCCACAAAAUCAAAUUCAAACCGCCACACUCGCACCACUCGUAGAGCCACCAAAAGUGUCAUCAUUCGAUCCAAAUUUGAGUCGUCAACCGGCCGACUUGGCUCAACCACUCCCAGAAUAUCAAACCGGACAAGUGCAAUUUGUUCAACAACAAGCACCAAACCCAUUCCCACAACCACAGCAACAAGGAUUCGGUCUUCCACAGGCUCCACAACAAGCUCAAGGAUACGGACAACAAGUCGACAACAUUUUUAAUCAACCAAAUCCAUUCCAACUUCCACAAGCUUCACAGCAGCCACAAGGACUCUUCGGUGCUCCAGGAGCCGCUCCAGCAGCAGGGCAACAAGGCCAACAAGCUGCGUUCAAUCCAUUCCAACCCUUCUUGCAACAAACCAAUGCCGCAUUGGAUCCAUUCAAUCUGUUCAACUUGAAUGCCAACCCAUUGACUGUCAAUCAACAAGGAAUCAGCACUCUUCAGACUCAACAGCAGCAAUACGGUCAGGUACAGCAUCAAGGAAACUACAAUCAAAAUUACAACCAACAACCCCAGCAGCCUCCACAAGUUCCUCAACAACCUGCUCAACAACAACAGCAACAACAGUACAACUACAAUCAGCAGUACCAACAAUUCCAGCAACCACAACAACAACAACAACAACAACAACAACAACAACAACAACAGAGACCUCAGCAACCCCAACAAAACGUAUACCAACAGCAACAACAGUAUGGUCAACAACCACAGCAACAACAGUACCAAAACCAAAAUCAAAACUACCAACAACCACAACCAACACAACAACAACAACUCCCAGUUGCUCCACAACAACACGUUCAACAACCACAACCACAACAACCACUCCCACAACCAGUGGCCGCAUCAGUUGAUUCUAGACCAGUCAACUUUGAGAAAUACGUGGAUCCAGGAAAGGGAACACCACUCGCCCCACCACCACAGGCUCAAUGCCCACGUCAACCAGGAUGGCAACCAUGUAUAACCAAGGACACGGCCAACGACCGUUUCCGUAACUGUUGCUCUCGUCUCGGAGAGGGAUGUGCUCCCCUUUGUAACUACGAUGCUACCCUUGCUACUAUGCAAUUGGCUGUUCUCACUGGCCGUUGCCCACUCGCCAAGGUCGGAGACGUCAUGAUCUGUGCUUCUGGAUACCAAGACGCUUCCCAAUGUUGUGAAGCUUACGGAGUCUUUGAGCCAGGAUAUGAGCAUUGUCGUCCAUACUGUAAUCCAUCUGCUGGACUUCCAGAAGGAGGACUUUUGACUGAGAAGUACAAGUGUCUUGUCAAGUUGUCACACAUUCAACAGUGCUUCUUCGUUUCACAGAAGCCAUAA